Molecule: messenger RNA, 1143 nt
Organism: Cyphellophora attinorum
Lineage: Eukaryota; Fungi; Ascomycota; Eurotiomycetes; Chaetothyriales; Cyphellophoraceae
Exons: 1
Coding region: 1-1143 (380 amino acids)
Molecular function (GO): protein binding
Source: RefSeq, a predicted model, not a curated record
AUGGCCCAAGACAACUCAGUCAUCUUCGAUUGGACCCUGCUGAUGUCUCUUCCGUGGGAGAUCCGCUUUGUCAUCUUCGAAAGCAUGCCAUACCACACCCUCAUCGCCCUCCGCCUCGUCAACCGCCAACUCUCCCGCCUCAUCACCAUCAAAGAUCUCCUCGUCGCGCACACACGCCUAGCCGCCGAGCUAGAGCACUGCGAACGUAUCAACUUCCCCUGGCCAACGUACCUCCUCGACCUCACCGGGCCCUACCGAGAAGCACUGGAGCAAUGUUUCAGCCACCACACCAGCCAGGACGUACAGUACCUGACCCCCGAAAUGCUAUCGACACUCUCAAACGAGCCCCUGGUGCCAGCCACAUCUCUGCUCGCCUGCCUCCCUAAACACCGCAACAACCCCCACGGCCACCGCUACCGCCUACACAUCAUCCCCUCCCACCUGUCCCCCACUACCCCGCAACCACGCACUUCCCUUCUCCAAAUCCCCUGCUCCCGCUGCCUCCUCCUCUUGCCCCUAACGCACUUCACCCCCUCGCAGAUCGCACACAAACGCGAUCCCCGAGCCUGCGAUCCCCGUGGCCAGCAAUGGGGCUACGACCGUCGCAACUUCCACCGCUUCUGUAUCGAUUGCGCGCUGCAUUCGGGACGAUGGGCGACGGGGCAGAGAUUGACGUCUUUGUUCCCGCCUGGACUUAUUCCAAGCCAACGGCAUGGGUCUGUGGUGAUUAGGCUCGAUUGUGCUGGGUGUCGUGUGAAGGUGCCGAGUUGGGCGUGGUAUCCGCCGUUGCCGGAGAGCAUGGGCAGGCGCGAGACUAUAACGAUGAGGCUGUGUCCGCGCUGUCGACAUGAGACGUAUCGUCAGCCGAGGGGGGAUCUGCCGGAUUUGUGUCGGAGAUGGAUGCUUGAGCUGCAGAAUAAAGGGGCGAAUGCAAGAAUGUGGAUGAGGCGGGAGCUUGAGGAGCGAUGGGAUCGGGAGGCAGAAUACAUGGAAGAUGCAGCCCAGGCGAUGAGCUUGGGGGAGGAGGAGGAGGAGGUCGCUGACGACAAAGCGGAAUCGACGCCGUCUUCCAUUGUAGAUCCUGAGGUUCACAUCUUAAAUGCACUGAUACCGAGGUGGUGUUUCCACCACAAGGAGCAAUGA